Cladophialophora immunda is the source of this 2241-nucleotide messenger RNA. RefSeq lists its product as uncharacterized. The coding region runs from base 129 to 1817 and encodes 562 amino acids. The transcript has a single exon. Gene Ontology annotation, molecular function: DNA-binding transcription factor activity, RNA polymerase II-specific; zinc ion binding. Gene Ontology annotation, biological process: regulation of DNA-templated transcription. NCBI's taxonomy places the organism in Eukaryota, Fungi, Ascomycota, Eurotiomycetes, Chaetothyriales, Herpotrichiellaceae. The record is from RefSeq and is a predicted model, not a curated record.
UAUAACUAUAACUUUUCAGAUCGAUAUAAAUCUGUGAAGGCUCUUGCUGUCUAGCAAUCCACUCACAGCCUCAGGUUACAUGCAAGACUAUAUACGAGGUGUGAAACCAGAAGCAUUCUUCUAGGACAAUGCCAGCUGUAUCCCGAACCGGGAGGAAGAAGCGCUGGCAUCAUAAAGACUUCAACGGCUGCAUAAAGUGCAAACAGCGGCGGGUCAAGUGUGGGUCAGAGAAGCCUGCCUGUCUACGAUGCCAGAAAUUGGGAGUUGUUUGUCCUGGAUACCAGCCACCAAAAGCCCGGAUUUUUGAGCUCAGACGCCAGCGCGAUUUCCACUCCGACGAGGACAGGACCAAUUACGACUUCUUUCUGAGAUCCGGAUCAAAGAUUGUGGCUCUCUCUCAAGCAACAUCUGAACCCUUCUGGUCAAGGCUUGUCCUCCAACUGGCCGAGAGUAAUGGAAUCAUCAAGCACGGACUGAUCGCUUUGGGUGCUCUGUUGCGCCCUCUACAUGCAAACCCUUCAUCUCAGAAGUAUGGGGCUCUUUGCACACCGCAUGCUACUACGAAGCACUCCGCAGCCGCAAUGCAUAAGAUGAAGUCGGCGGCCCUGGGAGCUGUGUCGCCAGAAGUGGCUGUAGCAUGCUGCCUUGUUUCCGCCGAGCUUGACAGGUGGCUGGAGAAAGAGACAUCUCCUGUCCUUCAGAUCCUGUCGGCAUACCGCCUCCUGCAAGAGAGACGAAGGUCAAACACAGCAGGGUCAAACACCACUCAAGACGAAUGUCAACAACUGUUCGAGCCUAUGGUCGAUGAGUUAAUCGUCGAUACGUGCAGUUGCGCAGACAAUUUUCCAACCCUGACUUCUGGGCUCAUGUCCAACUAUCAGCUGGCCAGCGGCCUCGACCGAGCCAAGUCCAUCACCACUUACAUGGAUGCCCUCCAUGGUGUUGCGUCGCUGCUGAAAGCGGUUUUCCGCUCGACCUGCCCAUAUAUCGUUGCCACCACUGCUGAGAUGGACGACAUCUCCUUUGCACUGGACACAGUCGGUCACAAACUGCAGCAUUUCCACGGUGACGGUGAGCUGCCGGUGGAGUACCAACUCCUCCAGGUCCACCACCGAGUUGCCCGCAUCAUGUUCUACACGUUGGGCCGGAACAAUGAAUUCAUGUACGACGCUUUCCAUUACGACUUUUGCUUUAUCGUUGAACAGCUGGAGCAAAUCAUCACUGCUUCGGAACGCGCAGGAGAACCAACGACGACGGGACAAUCCGUCAUCACACCAACGUUGGGCCUGAUCCCGCCUCUAUUUUUGGUGGCGACCAAGUGUCGCGACACCCCAAUCCGGCAACAAGCAUCGCAACUGCUCCAUGGCAUGUUGCGGAGCGAGAGGGGCUGGACGAGCUGCAUGGCGGCCACAAUCAGCCAAUUUGUGAUUCAAGAAGAGCUCCGGCCCGGCACGACACCCCUGAACCCUGACGGUCUCUGUGAAAGACCACUUCCAAGGCAACCUCGACGGCGCAUCAAACUUGACGAAGUGGAAUUCUCCAGUCGGGAGGACAAGAUAUACCUGGCGUACACCGCUUACUCCAAGGUCGACGACUCCCCGGGGUCCAAACGCAUCGCGAGCAUCCCGUAUUGCUCUCAUCCGUCAGUCGAGAAGAACAACACGACGUGUCAGAUGUCAAGAAAAGUCCUGCGCCACUGCGGAUACACGGGCGUGAUUCUGUUCUCGCCCCAGAUUGAGUGUCAUUGCGUCCGAGGCGAUACCGUCAGUGCCAAACAGAUUGGAAAUAAGUUUCCAAAGGUCGGCAUCUCUGCCUAAAACCGUUUGGGACGGGACUCUGAUGGCCUCGAGGGUGGAUAGAGUGCUCUCUGCUAGCACAAUGCAGUGUGCUGUCUUUGCUCCGUCGAGACGUGGGUGGAGUCGUGGUGCACCCGGGCAAAGCAGACUCUAUCCACAGUACAUCGGUAUAUGAGACGGAAGUUGUUUGGAAGCCUAAACAAGCUAAGCGGAAUUUGCUGCUUGAUUCAGUGCCAGGGAUUGAUAACAUUUCUGGAAUGAGUUUUUGGGGUAUUAAAUUGUCAUAAGUAGCUAAUGUCCCGAGUUGGCUAUCAAGUCUGCCAUCCAAUUUGCGUUGUAGCGGAGCGAUUUAAAUAGCAGCCAGACAUGCAACGUUAAGCCCCAAGCAUUACGGAGUACACGAUCAUGGUCGCCUUCGACCGCAGGUACAUAACAAUGGUCCAGU